Molecule: messenger RNA, 3642 nt
Organism: Rotaria socialis
Lineage: Eukaryota; Metazoa; Rotifera; Eurotatoria; Philodinida; Philodinidae
Source: the annotation of a GenBank genome assembly
AUGUCAUCGUCAACAGCGACGAUAUCAUCGAAAAAUUCUACGAUAACUAAUAAUGAUCGUAAACGGCCAAUAUCGUCUUCUAUGCGUCCGUCGCCAUCACCGCCAUCGGCCAAACGGCAUGGUUUAUCAGAAUCAUCGUCGAAUUCCCGUCAUGCAACAAAUAAAAAUUCACGCCGAUCAGAAAGAAAUGAGAUUCUUUUGAAAAAAUCCAAUGAACAAAAUGAAAGACAAAGUCGAUCGAAACAACAGUUUCGACAUAGAGAUAACAAAAGUUCAUCGUCAGAAUCAAGUCAUUCAUCACUGAAUUCAAAUCAUUCAAUACGUGAAGAAAAUACAUCAAAAACAGUACAAACAUAUAAUGAUGCAUUGAAAUCAACAAUGGAAAUCAAUGGUUCCAAUCAAAUGGUAUCAACUAAUAAACAUCAUUUAAAUUCAAUGCAUAGUAGUAAUAAAAAAUUGUAUCGACCAACAGAUACAAUCUAUACAAAAAAAACUAAUAAAUCAAUUGCAUUAAUUGUUAAACCAUCGACAACAAUCGAUGAAAGACAAGUUAAUACUACUGGCGACAGUGAAGAUGAAUUUGAAAGAACAAAAUCGAUGCCAAAUAAUAUUUCAGCAACAUCAACCCAUGUCACUAUUCCAUCAUCUGUAAUGACAAUAGUUACUGCAACUGAUUUGUCAAAAAAAUCCGCGCGUACAGAGAGUGUCAUUAUUCAACAACACGAUGGAAAUAUACAUCCGAAUUCUUCAACAAAAUUGGUUAAAGUAGUUGUUCCACAAGCAGCAAUUUCGCCAUCGAUACCACCAAUAAAAAUGCUUUCAAGUGGUGAUGGUCUUGCGUCAGCCUUACGCAUUCCAACGAAAAUUCAAUUAACGAAACCUUUAUUUGUGUCAUCAACAAAAAAUGAUAAAACAUCUUCUUUGUUUUCUUCAACAUCAACACAUUCAAUUAAUCAUAGACAACAAACUUUAUUACACUCAUCAUCAACUAGUUCGCUUGACAUUCCAAUAGAUAUGAGAGAAAAACAACAGCAAACUGUUGUUGAUUAUCAUUCAUCAACAACAUUACCACCAACACCUCCACCUCCUGUUAUUGAUAAUAAUAAUAAUUCAAAUGUUCGAACUGGAUUGUCUCACCGAUCAAAAAGUCAAAUAGAAGGAAAACAGAAAUCUAAUGAAAUUUCUACAAUGAUUAUCAAAGGCAGUGAAGAUAUUGACUCUUCAACGAUUAAUCACAAUCCAAAUCAUCAAAUUACAUCUAAACGUCAUUCAUUACAAAUCGAUUAUGCAUCUUCAUUAGUCGAUUGGUCUGUACCCCCAACAAGUGAACUAUCUCCUUCAUCUUUAACGUCAUCGUCACCAGAUUUAGCACAGUAUCAUUUACCUAUUGAUGAUUCACUUAUUGAUUUGGAUUUAGCAGCAAAUCCAAAGCGAUCAAUAAAACGUCGUUACCGUUCGUUAUCAUCAUCGUGUCCAAUAUUACCAUCGUUUGAAAUAUCGCAUGUUCAAUCGACUGAACGAGUCUUGACACCAGUUAAAUCAAGGUCUUUAACAGGUCUUUCGAAUUCAUCAAUGAUGAAAUGCACUGUCAUCAAGAAUAAAAGAUCUUUGACAGCAUCGCCUACUAUGAAAUUAUCAUCAUUACAACGUGUAAACAAAAGACGACGUGAUGGUGAAAAUUUAAUUCUCAAUCAACAAAACGGAAAUAUAUAUAGAUCGAAAACAAAACAGCUUAAAAUUGAAGAUGAUUCUCAUGUUGUUAUCAAAGAUUUAUUAAAUGAUAUUAUAGAUCGAAUUGUUUCAACACAGCCUGAUACACAUAACACCAUGAAAACUCUACUUCAUACAUCUAUUCCACCUGUAAAACAGGCAAUACCAUUUGCUGUGCUUCCGAAUAGGCAAAGAAAAAUGAGUCAUGUCGAAAAAACAAAAGCAGAAAGUUUUUUCAAUACAAUAUUAGUUCUUCCUCGGACAAAUCAAGUUGAUAAAAAACGCAAUGGUUCAUCGCAAUCAUUAGAUUCAACUGUACACAAUGAAUCUCGUUCGAUGAUAAUGACGCAGAGAGAAUUAGAUGAAUUAGCUUAUUUACUUCAUGCUAAUGUGCAUCGAGGACAAUACGAACGAAUCGGUAACCCAACACAAGUUGAAGAACGUAUGCGAGAAAUAUGGUCAAAGAUGAGUAUUCAUAAAAAGAAAACUUAUUAUAACCGCGUUAUUCAAAUCUAUAAAAGACCACAUCAUGAUGUUGUGAUUGCAUCACCUGCGUCAGCCAUAGAAACGAAUUCUUUAUCGUCGACUACUAGUUAUACUGAUAAUAAAAACACAUCAUCAAUAUCAGUUGAUGUGCCAUUUGUUGAAUUGAAACGACAAACAUCAACACCUUUAUCGUUUCAUUCAGUAGCUUCAUCAGUUGUAGAUGAACAACCGAUUAUUUCACCAGUUGAAUCUGAUUCAAAAUCAAAUGUAUUUACUGAUAUUGUUAACGAAUUAAUUACAGGUGCCAAAGGCUUAGAUAAAUUAUCAUGUUCACCAACUAUUUUUGUGAAUUCAAUUCAUAAAUUUGUUCGAUCAACAUUGGAUAAACAAAUAGAAACAGUUAAAAGUCUUGAACAACAACUUGAAAAAAAACGUCCGACACAAUUAAAUCGCGCAACUAUUUUUUGGACACAAAAAAUUAAUUAUUUCGCUACUAAAUAUUCAAUUAAAUCGCCCAAUGAAUCAAUGAAUGAAUUAGCAUUAAUUGUCAAAUAUUUCUAUUUAUUUAUAUUAUCACUCAGUUCUCGAAAACAAGAUGCUGAAUAUGAAGCAACAUUGACAAAUUUAGUUCAAGGAAAUUUAACCUUCAUUGAUGAAUCAUUUUCUUCAUCAGCAUUAACAAGUAUCAUUGAAGAUCGUAUUUUACUUUCAUCAGUAGCUAAUGAUUAUCUUGCUUCUCAACCAAUAAUAAUAAGUGAUAUCGAACAUUCAUUGCCAUUAAUACGUAAUAUUGAAUUAGAAAAUGAUUACUUAAAUAAGAACGAUACACAUUUACAAACAAGUCCAUUUUCUGAUUUGAAUGAUUUAGAAAAUUAUCUAAGUCGUUGUGAACAUAUGACAAUAACCAUUCCAUGUCAAACCAUACAACAGUCUCAUCAUCCAUCUAUGUGUUAUUCAACAUAUCCUCCUCAUUCUCAAUAUUAUUAUUCACCAACACAAUCAUCAGAUAUCAAUAACUAUUACUAUAAUCCUACAGUUGCAUAUCCAAAUACUCAACAAAUGUAUGCGUAUGGUCAACCAACAUCCUAUUAUCAUCCAUCAGUAACAUAUAACAAUAAUAAUAAUAAUAAUAAUAAUAAUAAUGAGCAACUUAAAUAUUACUAUAAUUCAUCACUACAACAACAACAGCAACCAUCGUAUAUGUAUCCACCACAGUCGAACAGUACUAAUGACAUUCCAUUACCAAACAAUUCUUCACAUCAUCGAACAUAUCGACAAAUGAGUUCAAACAUACAGAGAACUUACAGUAAUUCACAACAACCAACGCCAUCUGGUGCUGCAUCUUCAACACCGUCAACACCAGCUGUAUUUGAUGCAACAACUGUCGUUUCACCACAGUCAAACCAAAUGAAUACGACAAAUAUUAAUAAUAAUUAUCCACCAUAA